Molecule: messenger RNA, 1710 nt
Organism: Fusarium venenatum
Lineage: Eukaryota; Fungi; Ascomycota; Sordariomycetes; Hypocreales; Nectriaceae
Product: major facilitator superfamily domain-containing protein
Biological process (GO): transmembrane transport
Cellular component (GO): membrane
Molecular function (GO): transmembrane transporter activity
Source: RefSeq, a predicted model, not a curated record
AUGGUCCAUCCAAGACCCGAACCCGGGCCCAGCGCCCCGACCGAGACGUUUGCACAGACGAGCAUUGAGCUCACGCUCGACGACAGCGACGAGGAAGAUCUCCGUUCGAUCGUUGGUAGUGGGAGCGAUGUAUACGAGCUGCAUGACAGGAACACAAGCAGAGAUCGAAAUGGCAGUGCGAUAUGGGAUGCCGAAGCUGGCGAUGACGAAGAUGCGGACCGUCCUCUCGUGGCAGGCCGUCCACGAAGUCCUGGGUCCGUGGCGAGCUUCCAAUUAUAUACUCCAGACGAGGAACAGGCGGUCCGGCGGAAGUUUGACCGUAAACUUGUUUUGUUUGUAGCUCUGCUCUAUAUGCUGAGCUUUGUCGAUCGGUCGAAUAUCGGUAAUGCUCGAAUAGCAGGCAUGGAUGAAGACCUCCAGUCCGACCCGCCCCGUGACGAAUGGUAUGAGUGGGCUUUGACGGCUUUCUACAUCACUUACAUCGCCUUUGAAUGGAUGUCGCUGCUGUGGAAGAUCAUUCCUGCGCAUAUUUUUGUAUCCAUGGUAGUCCUGACCUGGGGUCUCAUGGCAUCCCUUCAGGCUGUCGCUACGUCGUACCCCAUGCUUAUUGCGUUUCGCGCUAUAUUGGGCAUCGGCGAAGCAGGUUUUACUGGCAUUCCGUUUUACUUGAGCUUCUUCUUCAAACGGGAGGAGCUUGCAUUCAGGACCGCUAUUUUUAUAUCUGCUGCACCUCUGGCCACGACGUUUGCUUCCACCCUCGCCUGGCUCAUUGUCAAGUUUGCCUCGCUUAGUCCCAUCGCUCCCUGGCGUCUUCUCUUCAUCAUCGAGGGUUUCCCAUCUGUCAUCGCCUCUGUAGUCGCAUGGAACGUCAUCCCAGACUCACCCCAAACCGCCUCCUAUCUAACCAAGCGCGAAAAGAAGGUUGCUCGUUUGCGUCUGCGCAGCGAACAAGCUGCAUCUACGUCUACAAGCUCCGAGUCUUCGUCCGGUCUCAAGGGCCGCGAUAUUCUGGCCAUCUUCCGUGAUCCCGUAGCUUGGAUCACUGCCACCAUGUUCUUCCUCACCAACAUGGCUUAUUCGUCCCUCCCCGUCUUCCUCCCCAAGAUUCUCACUGAAAUGGGCCACGAUACCCACACCUCCCAGGCCCUCAGCGCUCCUCCUUAUUUGGCCGCUUUUGUUAUCGUUCUUUUCACAGCUCACAUGUCUGAUCGUUUGCGAACUCGCACCAUCCCUCUAAUAUUUCAUGCUCUCGCAUCCUCUACCGGCUAUGCCAUACUCGCUCUGGCUAAACCCCUAAACUUACCUAACUUCAUACGAUAUAUGGCCGUUUAUCCUGCCGCGAUAGGCUUCUUUAAUGUCGUCACUCUCAUCAUCACAUGGAGCAUUAACAACCAGUCCAGUCAGAGUCGUCAAGGAGGUGGAUUCGCCCUCCUUCAGCUCGUCGGUCAGUGCGGCCCGCUCGUUGGCACCAGGCUGUACCCAGAUCGUGAUGCUCCUUAUUAUGCGCCAGGAAUGAGCACUUGCGCGGCGGCGAUGCUCGGCGUUUCCAUGCUAGCUUAUGCUCUUCGCUUUUACCUGAAGUAUCAGAACCGUAAGUUCGACCGGGCUGAGAGUGAGCAUUUCGAGGGAGGUGAUGAAGUAGAGGAAGAAGGCCUCGUCGGCUCCGGGAGGCGAAAACCGAUCGGUGUCUCCUUUCGAUAUAUGUUAUAA